This is a messenger RNA of Helicoverpa armigera (cotton bollworm), 1278 nucleotides long. RefSeq lists its product as uncharacterized. Lineage: Eukaryota; Metazoa; Arthropoda; Insecta; Lepidoptera; Noctuidae. The record is from RefSeq and is a predicted model, not a curated record. The transcript is spliced from 4 exons. Bases 541 to 1059 code for a protein of 172 amino acids.
UAAUUUUCUGAGGUUUUUUUUUAGAAAUGCGCCAUCUAGUGACGGAUGCCCCGUAACUUGGGUAUUUGUACUUCGUUUUAGUCACUAGAUGUCACUGCACCUUAGACCGAUAUUUCAUCGAUUUAAUAACAAAUCUAAAAAAAGUUUUGUGAUUAGAAAUAUUAACAAAUAUUGUAAUUAAAUAAUUUUAUGAUUUAUUUUUAAUUCUUUUUUAUCUAUGAGGACGUCUUAGUUAAUCACAAUAAUCACACUACUUGAAACCACUUGAAACACUGACGAUUGACAUUGACAGUCGACCAUACUUUUAAAUUAAACCGUUUUCCGUUUUCUAACGUGUUGGUUUAUUCUGAGUGUUAUUUUCUGGUUUUUUUAUUACGAUUGUUGCGUGUUCCUGGACUCUGAUACUGACUGCUUCUGUGAUUGACCUGGCUUCGUAUUUUGGACCUGUGAUCUACUGCAUUUUCAUUGACCCGGCUUUGUAUUUUGGAACCUCGAUCGACUGCUUUUACAUUGACCCGGCACCGUAUUUAGGACUAGAAAAUGCGUCCAGUGGAUCGUCUUAGGGGCGGAAUGCCAUCAACGUCAAGAUAUAAGUGCUACUUUGAUUGUGACAAUGACGGCCCAUUGCACCGAUUUCCUAAACCUGAAUACCCACAUUUGGAAAAGUUUAACUCGUGGAAAAAAGUACUAGAUAAAGCUUUACAAGAGAAAGGCGACAUCUACAUUUAUAACCAAAUUCGAUUUUGCGACAGACAUUUUGAAGAGUGUUACCGUUCAGCCAGUCACCGACUUACUCCAAAUGCAAUACCAACUCUAGAUUUAUCUACAUUACCAGUUGGUCAAACUCUUGAAGGUCCAUCGGGACAUGUCGAGGCAGACAUGUCGAAUUUAUUAAACAUUUCGCAAGAUAAACUUGCUGUCAUUGAGCCAUCCAGCUCUACCCACUAUCAUAGUGAUGUACAGAAUGCAUUACAGACAGCUGAACGCCCUAAAGGUUCUAGGAAAAGAGGGACUUGUCAAUAUUUAAAACGAGUCGUCACCUCAAAGAGAAGGAGAUAAUAAAGUUAAAACAGAAAGUAUUGAAGCUGAAAAAGAAAUAUAAGGAACAAAAUAACAAGAAACUCUCUGCAAGGAAAAUUUCCACAUCAAAAUCAUUUUUGAAAGAGUUAAAUAAAAUGCCUGCAACAAUAAAAAUAUUUACUUCCCUCCAAAUGAAAUGGAAAAAGAAACCACGAGGCAGGCGAUUUACAUUUAACGAAAAAUCAUGGCAUUGACCAU